Messenger RNA from Ceutorhynchus assimilis (cabbage seed weevil), 620 nucleotides. The record is from the annotation of a GenBank genome assembly. NCBI's taxonomy places the organism in Eukaryota, Metazoa, Arthropoda, Insecta, Coleoptera, Curculionidae.
UCUUAAGGACAUCAACUUUUUUUAAAUAUUUUUUGGUAUAUAAAAGAAGCAAAAUCGCAACAGAUUAUUAUACAGUUUUUCGUUGUCGAAAUAGGUAUACCUCCAAUCCAAUCAUGCAAUCUGUCGUAGCCGUUCUCUUCGCUCUUGCCGCUGUAGCAUCAGCUGGUCUAGUAGUACCCCAAGCCUACAGCUACGGAUUAGGAUACUCCAGCCCUUUGGCUUACUCUGCAGCCUACUCUUCUCCACUCGCUUAUUCUGCCCCACUCGCCUACUCUUCACCUGUAGCCGCCUACUCUGCCCCUAUCGCCUAUUCUGCUGCCGUAGUAGCUGCCCCCGCUAUCAAAUCCGGAUACGUUGCCGCUAAUCCUGGUGCUGUCCACACUGCUCCCCUUCCAGAAGGACCUCACGCUUUCAGCCACCACCUUAACACCGCCCCAGCUCCAGGAACACACUACUAAAAUUAGUUUUCUCAGGACCAAAUUUGAAUAAAUAAUAAAGUGAUAAUGUGAAUCUAUAUUUGCCUUUCUAUUAUUUUUUUGAAAUCUCUAUAGGCUCAGGCUGUUGCAUUCAAAGGUAUCUUAUUAGUUUAUUUUCAACAAAAAUAUAAAUCUAUGGAGUUU